Leptopilina heterotoma is the source of this 2506-nucleotide messenger RNA. It is a transcript of the gene Neos, whose product is annotated as nuclear receptor coactivator 5-like. NCBI's taxonomy places the organism in Eukaryota, Metazoa, Arthropoda, Insecta, Hymenoptera, Figitidae. The coding region runs from base 149 to 2164 and encodes 671 amino acids. The transcript has 7 exons. Gene Ontology annotation, molecular function: RNA binding. The record is from RefSeq and is a predicted model, not a curated record.
GUAUAUUACUGUGUAAUUUUUAAAGAAUUUCAAUUUCCUUACCCUGUUGAAGUAAUUCGUUUGCGGCAGAGGCUAUUGAUAUAAUAAACUCGAUGGUGAUGCUUUAUAAUCUGGAAUAAACGGAAUUCCAUGAGAAGGUGCUAUAUAAAUGAUGGCCAAUAGACUUCUAAAGGAUCCAGCAACAGCAAGCAGUAGAAUAUUUGUAGGACAUUUGCAGACGGAAACUUUAAAUAGAGUUGAAUUGGAAGAGCAUUUUUCAAAGUACGGUUCUGUUGUGGGAUCAGUAAUAAAUCGUGGUUUUGCUUUCGUACAAUUUGAUGACGAGCCAGCUGCUCGUUCGGCUAUACAGGGUGAAAACGGCGCAAUGUUUAAAGGAAGACGAAUGGAUGUAAGACCGGCGAAGCAGGACGGUCCAGGAGGUGGUAUGGGUGGAGGAAUGGGAGGCGGGGGCGGUAUGGGAGGAGGAAUGGGAGGUGGUGGUGGCAUGGGAGGAGGAAUGGGUGGCGGAGGUGGUAUGGGAGGCGGGGGUAAUAUGGGUGGCGGAAUGGGAGGAAAUUCUGGCGGAGGUAUGGGCGACGGUAUGAACAGACAAGGUGGACCAAAACCCUUUGGUUUUGGAAACGAUUCCUUUAAAGGUGGAAAUCCAAAUUUCAGAGGAAACAAUCAAAAUUUUGGCGGUGGAAAUUCAAAUAUGGGAAAUGAUAAUUCUUUUCAAAAUACUUCAAUGCGCGGUAGUGACGAAUCAUUGAAUCGAGGGGAUCAGUUUAAUGACAGUAAUAUGGGUCGGGAUAAUAAUGAUCAGUUUGAUCAAUUUAAUAAUGACAGACCGGGUAAUCAAAACAGGGGUGGUAAUGAUUCAUUUGGAGGUGGUAAUCAAAAUAGAGGUGGCAAUCAGUUUGGUGGAGGUGGUGGACCUAAUCGACCCGGUGGAAUGUUAAAUCAAGGUAUGGGCGGUGGAGGUGGUGGUGGAGGAGGAGGAGGCGGUAGAAAACGAGGUUCAAGGGGUGGUAAGAACAGAAAAAAUAUGGAUAACUCUGGAGGUCCUGGUGGUCCCGGUGGAUCUGGUGGUCCUGGGGGUGGUCCAGGAUUUAGAGAUCGCAGUCCGAUUAAUAGAAACAAUCGUAUGGACGAUAUGGGUGGUCGGGAUUGGGAUAUGGGUAAACAAAAUAUGGGCGGAAGAGGAGGUCCUGGCUUUGGUCGAGAUAAUUUCAAUGAUGGAAAUCGUUUUGAUGAUUACAACAAACCUCAAUUUGGGCCAUCUAUACCGCCUGCAGAUUAUCCGCCUUCACAAAUGGAAAAGAAUGAUUGUGAGAUUAUUGUUGUUAACAAGACCCUAACGGAAUACGCCGAAAUUAUCGAAUCACGACUUAAAAAAAUAGGAUUGACUGUCGAUUUACUAUUUCCAAACGAAGAGGUUCCUCUGAGUCGGGUACUUGGAAAUAUUGCAAGUAGAGGUUGCUUAUACGCAGUGGUCAUUAUGCCCGUUAAUCAAGAGCAUCGUUCUCUAACUCUAAACAUCUUACACGGCUUACCACAAGAACACAGAAAUAUGCCAGUUGAAGAUGCCAUAAAUCUGAUUGCACGUGACUUUGCAAAUUGUAAAAGUGGAGGUCGAUCUGUUCCUUUAAAUAUUCCUGUCAAUAAUGAUCGUCAUCCGGACGCUGUUCAGGUCCUGUUGAAUAUGUUAGCGGACAAUUUACAAUUAACCGUUCUUCAAUACGAUAGGAUAAUAAAAUACUUGGAAAUGAAAAGAGAAGAGCAAGUGCAAAUUGAAAUAGGAGAUUCAAAAGAUUUACAUAAUACAAGCACACUUUCUGUGAGUGAUCCCAAGCAAGCUGAACUACAGUCAAGAAUUCUUAACAUUCUCAAUAGUAAUAAGAAUAAUACAACUGGACCAGCACCGAGUCCAGUUCCAGCGCCAACACCAGCUCCAGUACCAUCAACCACUUGGGGAUCGGCUUCAACAACAGCCGCUUCAUCGACGACAACAACAUCAACAACAUCAGGGGUCACUCCAUCGCCACUUCUUAACGAUCCAACUGUACAAAAGGCUCUAGACAGUCUUUUACAAGGAAAUCUUUUAAAAAGUAUUGGAGAGCCACAAACACCAGCAACAACAUCGGCACCACUGUUUGCUGCGUUUCCCAACAUUAGUCGUUUUUAACCACUUUAUACUUUAAAUACCGAUGAGUUUCUUGGAAUUUCCUAAUUAGCAUAUAUGCUUUUAUUUUUAAAGUGUAGACAAAAAAAUUGAUGCAAUCUGAGAAAAACUUUGAUAGAAUUUAGAUCUUUAUAAAACUACAAUGCAAUUACCGCAUAUUUGCUGUAAAAAAUAAAAAUCGCAGUAAUUUGUAGAACACGUUUUUAUAAACGAGAAAAUGAAUAGGAAUAAUUUUUACAUAUAUGCAUAAUUUCAUAUACAAAAAGGAAAGAAAAAAAAUCAGUCUUUAUAAGUGAAUUAUUAUUUAUCUUGCGUAAAAAUAUUAUCUUUAUAAUAUUUAAUUAG